This is a messenger RNA of Haplochromis burtoni (Burton's mouthbrooder), 1535 nucleotides long. Its product is annotated as potassium voltage-gated channel subfamily G member 4-like. Gene Ontology annotation, molecular function: delayed rectifier potassium channel activity. Lineage: Eukaryota; Metazoa; Chordata; Actinopteri; Cichliformes; Cichlidae. The record is from RefSeq and is a predicted model, not a curated record. Gene Ontology annotation, biological process: potassium ion transmembrane transport; protein homooligomerization. The coding region runs from base 264 to 1058 and encodes 264 amino acids. The transcript has 2 exons. Gene Ontology annotation, cellular component: voltage-gated potassium channel complex.
GAUAAACAGAUGGAUCAUCUGGGACGGCUUUGUUCAUUCUGGGUUUGAGCUUCUCUUACACUUGAGACGUGUAAGAAUUAAUGACAAAUUUCCCUGCAGUAAUUGGACAUUACUUUUUAUGAAAUUCAGUGCUAAAUGUUUCACACACAGCAGCAAUAUUUGGAAUAUUUAGAGGCAUUUUGAACGGACUGGUAUCACAACACAGAUUUAAGGCUUUACCAUAACUACAGUCCAGCUCUUCAGCCAAAUACCCACGUACCACCAUGGCUAUCAUCGGUGCUGGCUUUGAUGACCAUUCCUUUAGCAGUGAUGAGAGUUACAACCACCUCUUCAUAGACACAGAGAACACUGAAGUCAAAGGCUUGUACUUCCAGCGUGGUCAGCUGCUCCGUGGACGUGAUGCCUCUUGGUUUGUGGAUCCUUCCUUGCGGGCCCUCAUCAAUGUGGGAGGUAUCCGGUAUGCUUUUCCCUGGAGUACUUUGGAAGAUUUCCCCCAGAGUCGCCUGAGUCACCUCCACUCCUGCACCACCCUGAGAGAGAUAGCAGAGUUUUGUGAUGACUACGACCCCUUGUGUCAUGAAUUCUUCUUUGAUCGAGACCCUUUAGCCUUUCAGAUGAUCUUCAACUUCCUGGGCCGUGGGAAGCUCCGCGUGCUGCAGGAUGUCUGCAAUGUAGCUCUGCAUACUGAGCUGCUGUACUGGGGCAUCGAUGUAGGACAGAUGGCACCCUGCUGCCACCACCGCAUGAUGUGCUCUGUGGAUGAGGUGGUGCAGCACCAGCGCAAGGAGGAAGAGUGGAGGGAGAGGAGAAGAGUGAUGAGAGCAAAUGCAGAGCAGGGAAGCUUCUUCCACAAGCUGGGAGAAGCAGUGGAGAACCCCCACUCUGGUUUUGCAGGCAAAGUGUUUGCCUUCGUGUCUGUCAUGAUGGUUGUGGUCACUGUAGUCAGCCUGUGCAUCAGCACCAUGCCAGACCAGCAGCAGCAAGAAUCUAUGGUACGUACCAACCAAAGCAAUGGUGUGCACGACCAUGUAUUUUUUUCAACUUCAAAUAUGAAAUGAGAGUUUGCACUGUGGCACAGUUUAUGAUAAGUAAGGGUCAUUUUGAACUGUGAAUCAUGCAAAGCUACUCUUUAAAGUCCCAUUUAAAGCUCACAGUACGUAUUGGUAUUAUCUGCAUUUUACCAUCCCUGGUACACUAGGUAUUAAGUUUGAACUGCAAUAUUCUAGUGUAUUGCUUGUAUUGCAAUACUAUAGCUUAAUGCUUCAGUCGGAGUGGAAGCAUAUUUUUUUGUUAGUAUUGGCCACUUUGGCCAGUGUGGUCAUUUUAAGGGAAAAUGUCUUAAUGUUGAGGCAGCUGUGACUCAGGACGUAGUCUGAAUUGUCUACAAAUUGGGAUGUUGGUAGUGGUGUGCGGAUCGAUAUUGAAAUAUCGAUUCUUCUGAUACUAGUAAUUUAUGUUCUAGAAUCGAUUCUCAUAUUAAAAUAUCAAUAUUUUAGUACUUUGGGGUAAAUUUGUAGUUUUUCAUUAACAGGAAC